AUGCAUGCAACUUCAUUGCAUCAUCAUACUCAUGGAUCAAAUAGUAAUGUUUAUUAUCAUAUCGAUGAAUAUAUUCGUCGAGAAAUGAAAAAACAAAAGAUUCCAGGUCUUUCAAUAGGUAUAAUACGAAAUAAUGAACUUAUCUAUGGACAAGGUUAUGGUUAUUCAAAUAUUGAACAUGGAUCAUCUGUUAAACUUGAAACAAUGUUUCAAUCAGGUUCAAUGGGUAAACAAUUUAUAGCAAUGGCUAUUAUGAUUUUAGUUGAAAGAGAAGAAAUUGAUUUAGAUACAAAAAUUAAAGAAUAUAUUGAUGAUGUACCUAAAACAUGGAAAAAAAUAACUGUUCGACAUCUUUUAACACAUACUGCUGGUACAUCUGAUUAUCCUGAUGAUUUUGAUUAUCGAAAAGAUAUUGAUGAAGAUCAUAUGUGGAAAUUAAUUAAGAAGAUUCCACUUGAUUUUAAAGCUGGUAAUCAAUAUUCAUAUAGUAAUCUUGGAUAUAUAACAUUAGGAAUAUUAAUUCGUCAAGUAACUGGACAAUUUUAUGGAGAUUUUCUUGAAAAGAAUAUUUUUAAACCUCUCGGAAUGCAAACAGCAAGAAUUAUUAGUGAAAGUGAUAUUGUUUUAAAUCGUGCGUCAGGUUAUGAACUUAUUGAUAAGAAAAUUAAAAAUCAACAAUGGGUUUCACCAAGUCUCAAUAGUUUUGCUGAUGGUGCUCUUUAUCUUAAUAUUUAUGAUAUGGUUAAAUAUGAAACUGGACUUAAUACGAAUUUAAUAUUAAAAAAAACAAGAAAUUCAACUUAUUCAUAUGGUUUUGGGUGGAAUUUAGAUAAGACUGUUACUGGGAUGCAAGUUGUUAAACAUGGGGGAACAUGGCAAGGAUUUGAAUCAUAUAUUAUUAGAGUUAUCAAUCUUAAACUAACAAUCAUUAUUUUUGCAAAUCUUGAUGAGGCUGAUGUAGAAGAAAUUGCUUCACAUGUAUUACAAAUGUAUGAUCCACAACUCGCUCUUGAUCCCAAUCAAGACGAAGAAGAAGAUGAUGAUGAAGAAGAUGAUGAUGAUGAAGAAGACGAAGAUGAGGAUGAAGAAGAUGAAUAA
Molecule: messenger RNA, 1098 nt
Organism: Adineta steineri
Lineage: Eukaryota; Metazoa; Rotifera; Eurotatoria; Adinetida; Adinetidae
Source: the annotation of a GenBank genome assembly